This is a messenger RNA of Musa acuminata subsp. malaccensis (wild Malaysian banana), 1629 nucleotides long. Its product is annotated as probable beta-1,3-galactosyltransferase 8. Gene Ontology annotation, molecular function: galactosyltransferase activity. Lineage: Eukaryota; Viridiplantae; Streptophyta; Magnoliopsida; Zingiberales; Musaceae. Gene Ontology annotation, cellular component: Golgi membrane. The record is from RefSeq and is a predicted model, not a curated record.
UUCUGUAACAUCUGAGAGUCCCCAAUCCAUACAACACUCUGCACCAUUUCACACACACAGCAUGAGCCAAGCUCACAACAAAUGUCUUGCGAGAUGAUCCCAUUCCCAUUCAUUUUAGUGUUGCCAUUGGCAAUUAUUAUCAUGUGUCAUUUUCUCAAACACCUUGUCAUUUAUCGGUUCUUGCACUUGCGUCCAUCAACCUCUGCCAGCAGAGAAGCAAAUCAUGGUAGAAAUCGCUUCACAUCGCCAUGCUGUUGCUUCCUCAUCGUUGCUCUGGUUUGAAAUGUUGUUGAUGGUUGGGUCGAUGAAGGCAGGCAUCGAGAGGCCGCAGCAGCAGUCGGAGAAGAGGCAACGCGGCAGGCCGCCGCUACGCGCGAGGGCGGCCGCCCUGCUCUGCGCGGCCUGCUUCCUCCUGGGUGUGCUCUUCAGCAGGGGAGUCGACUUCCUGCCAUCGGAUGACAGAGCAAGAGCUGCUUCCUCUUCUUGCGAUCCGAACAUCGCCAACUCCGCGCAGGACUGCGAGCGCAACCGCAGAUUAGGCGAACCCAAUCCGAGAGACAUAAGGAGAGAAGUAUCGAACACCCGUCGAGCAAUCUGGUGAGCGCACUUCUCACGGACUCCCCGCCAUGAUCCGCUUUGCUCGUCUCAAUUCGACCUCUCUCUAUCCAUCCAUCUCAAGGUCCUUGGAAAAGUUCGUCGCAUCGUUGGAGACGGAACUGGCAGCAGCGAGGACGAACAGCCUCGGACGAGGCCCGAAGAAGGCGUUCGUCGUCGUCGGAAUCAACACCGCUUUCAGCAGCAAGAAGCGGCGGGAAUCGGUUCGAGCGACAUGGAUGCCGAGAGGAUCGAAGCUGAGGAGAUUGGAAGAGGAGAAGGGCGUGGUCGUGCGGUUCGUGAUCGGCCGCAGUGCCACGCCCGGAGGAGCUCUUGAUCGGGCGAUCGACGAAGAAGACGCAAAGACGAAGGACUUCCUGAGGCUGGAGCACUUGGAGGGAUACCAUGAGCUCUCCACGAAGACCAAGGUGUUCUUCGCGACGGCGGUAGCCACGUGGGACGCCGAUUUCUACGCCAAGGUUGACGAUGACGUGCAUGUCAAUCUCGGAAUGCUUAUCGCAACCCUUGCUCGACAUCGAACCACACCAAGAGUAUACAUUGGAUGCAUGAAAUCCGAUCAAGUUUUGUUCCAAAAGGAUGCCAAGUAUCAUGAACCAGAGUUUUGGAAGUUCGGAGAGGAAGGGAACAAGUACUUUAGACAUGCCACUGGCCAAAUCUAUGCCAUCUCCAAAGAUCUUGCUUUAUAUAUCUCCACAAAUGCGCCAAUACUUCACAAGUAUGCAAACGAGGAUGUAUCCUUAGGUUCGUGGUUGAUUGGCUUGGAAGUUGAGCACAUCGAUGAACGAGGAAUGUGUUGUGGAACACCUCCUGAUUGUGAAUGGAAGAUACAAAGUGGGGAUAUUUGCAUUGCAUCAUUCGAUUGGACAUGUAGCGGAGUCUGCAAGCCGGUCGAUAGGAUGGUGGAAGUCCACAGCAAAUGCGGUGAAGGGAAUGAGGCAAUUUGGAAUGCUCUUCCUUAGAUCACAUUCUAAUCACUGGUAAUAGUAAUUACUUGGCCUAAUAAAUCAACAAUAA